CACACGCAUACAUUUAGGUUGUUCAAAUUCAGUACUGUAUGCGCAAACGUGUCAGUUUCGCAUUCGACGUUAGCUGUUUUAGCAAUGCUAUUGUAACCAUUUUCCAUGCAUAUCCUCAACAGAAUACAAACUCCAAGCAAUAAAUUAUUAUUUUUAUUAUUGAAAUGUGCAAAAUAUAAAGUGAAUUAAUAAUAAUAAUAAUACAUAUUGUGAUCGAAUAUAAUAAAAUCUAAAAUAAACAGACCCGAGAUAGAUAGAUAGAUAGAUAGAUAGAUAGAUAGAUAGAUAGAUACAUAGAUGUUUGUAGAUUGACUGAUAGGCAUUGAAGAAACAAUAAGAAAAAAUCAUGCGAAACUAAAUUGAUUGAUGAAAGGCUAGUAAGACAACACUAACCCUAACAAAGGGUAAAUUAAAUACAUCUGCACCAUGCUGCUUUCUAUUGAUUGCUAAAUGCCACGCCUAAAGAAUUGCAUGCACGGAAGCCUUAUUCAUUUCUCUGCACAAUAACAACCGGUCACCAAAACGCUGGGUAUGAAUAAUGAAGCAUGAUUGCAUACAAGCAGCAAAAUAGCUGAAAACAAUCAAUAUGUAAGACAAUAAUUGCGGGUUUUGAGCAGUAUUGGAGGGGAUCCCGAGGAUUUGUUUAUUUUUUAUUUUUUGGAAGACAAGUCACCAACGAGGGGCAGUAGUGCUCCUCUCGCUCAGUCCCAAUAUUGCCGUACGUGUAUAAAUCUGCAAGCACCUCCCUCCUAUUCAGCAGUUGUUGCAUCGACCCCGUUGGGUACAACACGCAACCCAAAUCUUUUUCUUCCUCCUCUCUCCUGCUUUGAGCCCUCGACGAAAACAUGCGCGAGUGUAUCUCCAUCCACGUUGGUCAGGCUGGCGUCCAGAUCGGCAAUGCAUGCUGGGAGCUGUACUGCCUGGAGCACGGCAUCCAGCCGGACGGACAGAUGCCCAGCGACAAGACUCUCGGAGGCGGCGAUGAUUCCUUCAACACCUUCUUCAGCGAGACUGGAGCUGGCAAACACGUCCCCAGAGCUGUCUUUGUGGAUCUAGAGCCCACCGUCAUCGAUGAGGUGCGCUCUGGAACCUACCGCCAGCUCUUCCACCCCGAGCAGCUGAUCACCGGCAAGGAGGACGCCGCCAACAACUACGCCCGCGGACACUACACCAUCGGCAAGGAGAUCAUUGACCUGGUGCUGGACAGGAUCCGCAAACUGGCCGACCAGUGCACUGGCCUCCAGGGCUUCUUGGUGUUCCACAGCUUCGGAGGUGGUACCGGCUCCGGUUUCACCUCCCUGCUGAUGGAGCGCCUGUCUGUCGACUACGGCAAGAAGUCCAAGCUGGAGUUCUCCAUCUACCCGGCUCCCCAGGUGUCCACCGCUGUGGUGGAGCCCUACAACUCCAUCCUGACCACUCACACCACCCUCGAGCACUCAGACUGCGCCUUCAUGGUGGACAACGAGGCCAUCUACGACAUCUGCCGCAGAAACCUCGACAUCGAGCGUCCUACUUACACCAACCUGAACAGAUUGAUCAGUCAGAUCGUAUCCUCCAUCACUGCCUCCCUUCGGUUCGAUGGUGCCCUCAAUGUUGAUCUGACAGAGUUCCAGACCAACUUGGUGCCCUACCCCCGUAUCCACUUCCCCCUGGCCACCUACGCCCCCGUCAUCUCCGCUGAGAAGGCGUACCAUGAGCAGCUCUCUGUGUCAGAAAUCACCAACGCCUGCUUUGAGCCUGCCAACCAGAUGGUCAAAUGUGACCCUCGCCACGGCAAGUACAUGGCCUGCUGCUUGCUCUUCCGUGGCGACGUGGUGCCCAAAGAUGUGAACGCCGCCAUCGCCACCAUCAAAACCAAGCGCACCAUCCAGUUUGUGGACUGGUGCCCCACUGGUUUCAAGGUGGGCAUCAACUACCAGCCUCCCACCGUGGUUCCAGGCGGAGACCUGGCCAAGGUCCAGAGGGCCGUGUGCAUGCUGAGCAACACCACUGCCAUCGCAGAAGCCUGGGCCCGCCUCGACCACAAGUUUGACCUGAUGUACGCCAAGCGCGCCUUCGUGCACUGGUACGUGGGCGAGGGCAUGGAGGAGGGAGAGUUCUCAGAGGCCAGAGAAGACAUGGCGGCUCUGGAGAAGGAUUACGAGGAGGUUGGCGUUGACUCCGUUGAGGGUGAAGGAGAGGAGGAAGGAGAAGAAUAUUAAAAGGCACAAGAAAACAGGAAAUUGAAUUGCUGUGUACUUGAAGGAAUUCCAGACAAAUGUCUGUUGGUCAGUUGCCAGAUUGGCUGUUUAAGAUUCUUACAAAUGUUCAUCUUGGCUCUAAAUAAAAUCCUGUGACAAGU
Molecule: messenger RNA, 2341 nt
Organism: Phycodurus eques (leafy seadragon)
Lineage: Eukaryota; Metazoa; Chordata; Actinopteri; Syngnathiformes; Syngnathidae
Product: tubulin alpha chain
Exons: 4
Coding region: 846-2201 (451 amino acids)
Biological process (GO): mitotic cell cycle; microtubule cytoskeleton organization
Cellular component (GO): cytoplasm; microtubule
Molecular function (GO): structural constituent of cytoskeleton; GTP binding
Source: RefSeq, a predicted model, not a curated record